UUUGCGUAUCCAAAUGGUCUCUAAACUAUUGACAUUCAUCCGUGCGGUGUUGUCAAUGGAAAAUGUGAUUUCAAUCCUUUUCGCCUUCUCUCUCCUUCAAAACCCAGCGGUUCCUGAACCAGGCUGAACCUCUCUGUUUCACUUCCACGGCCACUUGAUUCCAAGACCAAUGGUACUCCGCCACGUAUACAGGUCCAUCAGGGCCAAGGCGCCCUAUAAACAUUCUCGCUCUUUCUCCCAGCUCCACUCAGGUUCUCGAUGGCCUUCAUUUGGAAUAGCUUUUGAUAUUGAUGGGGUAAUUCUUCGCGGAAACGAGCCCAUAGGAAAUUCUCCUCAGGCUCUCAAAAGGCUUUACACUGAUUGUGGUAAAUUGAAGUUUCCUUUUAUCUUCCUAACAAAUGGAGGUGGUGUUCCAGAAUCCAAACGUGCCAUUGAGUUGAGUAAAAUGUUAGAAGUGAAUAUUCAACCUCUACAGCUACAUUUGUUGAUCAGAUUGCCAAUGCAGGUCGUACAGGGCCAUUCACCUUUCAAACAGCUUGUGAAUAGAUAUGAAAAUGAUCUCAUUGUUGCUGUGGGGAAAGGUGAACCAGCUGCUGUGAUGUCUGAGUAUGGUUUCAAAAAGGUUAUUUCAAUAGAUCAGUAUGCCUUAUUCUUCGACAACAUAGAUCCCCUAGGACCGUACAAGAAAUGGGUAACUAAAAUGACACUGGAUAAUGAGAGAACAUAUUCUAAAGAGGAUAUCUACUCUGAAAGAGUCAAAUCAGCUUUCAUUGUCAGCGAUCCUGUUGAUUGGAGCAGGGAUAUUCAGGUUCUUUGUGAUAUCUUAAGAUGUGGGGGCCUUCCUGGAAGGGAGUACAGCCAUCAACCUCCCUUGUAUUUUGCAUCUGAUGAUCUUGAAUACCAGGCCGCCUUUCCUAUAGAGCGUCUUGGUAUGGGUGCUUUUAGAAUCACACUUGAGUCCAUUUUCAACAGAAUUAGUUACAGUCCUCUAAAGUAUACAUCAUAUGGGAAGCCAAAUCCUACAGUAUUUGAAAAUGCACGAUCUAUACUGGAAAGUCUUCCCUUGGAUUGUGACCCUCAUACUGCCAAUGGUCAUGGGGCUUCUAGGCAGCCAUUGGACACCCUUUACAUGGUCGGAGAUAAUCCUGUAGUUGACAUCAAGGGUGCAUGCCAGGCAGGUCGACCCUGGUUCAGUAUUCUAACAAGGACAGGCGUCUUUAAGGGAAAAGGCAAUCAUGAACAGUUUCCAGCUGAUAUUGUAGUUGACACUGUUGAGGAGGCUGUGGAUUACAUUCUCAAGAAAGAGUGUAGAAACGGUUCUUGAGGCUUUUUAGUCCUAUCUUUCUCAAUUCAUCGAUCGCCGACCUCUACCCAGGUGGUAGAGUUCUCGUCCCUUCGUACACUUGAGGCUUUCUUAUAUGAUUUUAAUUUGGGAGGCUUUCUUAUAUGAUUUUAAUUUGGUUCUGCAUGCAUUGGGCAUAUGAAUAAGCACUCUUCAAAUUGAUCUGUCUCCAGGUGUGUCAAGAGAGAGAUCUUUCUGCUUAUUUGUGCUGCUGUAAGACAGGGAGCAUCAGAGAGCGCAGAAAAUAAAAUUUGGUACUGGAGGAGAAAGGAAAAGGAGGAGAAAGGAAAAGAGGAAAGAUUGCACUUUUGAGUUGGGAAAAAUCUGUUCUUUCAAAUCGGGAGCUGUUUUCAGUUAUGGAUUUCAACUGAAUUAAUUCACUUUCAGGUAUUAUUAAGGUCUUUUGGGGCUUUAUUUCCAAGUUUCCAAGGUUUCUACAUGUUAUGGCUUACUUAAAUCAACACUAGUGGAUUUACUUGCUA
This is a messenger RNA of Amborella trichopoda, 1824 nucleotides long. The record is from RefSeq and is a predicted model, not a curated record. NCBI's taxonomy places the organism in Eukaryota, Viridiplantae, Streptophyta, Magnoliopsida, Amborellales, Amborellaceae.